This is a messenger RNA of Doryrhamphus excisus (bluestripe pipefish), 1478 nucleotides long. RefSeq names its product zinc finger, HIT-type containing 1 (gene znhit1). The record is from RefSeq and is a predicted model, not a curated record. NCBI's taxonomy places the organism in Eukaryota, Metazoa, Chordata, Actinopteri, Syngnathiformes, Syngnathidae. Gene Ontology annotation, biological process: chromatin remodeling.
CUUCCGUCCAGAUAAUGAACCCUGUAUUUUCCAAUCGCCUUUUGCCCAGAGUCUGUUGUCCCUCUGCGGCUUCCGUCGAGGGAGGGAAAACAACAUGGUGCUAGAAAAGAAAACCUCCGCUCGGGUGGAGGCGGGCCAACGGAGAGUUCUGGAUGAAGCCACUCGUCAGAGGAGGCUGAGCAGGCAGCUUGACGCUUUGGAGAAAGACAACUUCCAGGAUGACCCUUUGAGCUCACUCCCCCCAGCAGGGCCGACUGCUCGCCUUCCUGCCUUCAGUGAAACAGAGGAGCCAGAGAAGAAGAAGAGGAAGACGCGGGGUGACCACUUCAAGUUGCGUUUCAGGAAAAACUUCACAGCGCUCCUGGAGGAAGAGAACCUGUCAGAGAAGCUGGAGCCAAAUUACCUCUCUGCACUUGCCCCCCCGUCCUCGCUUCCUCCCCGACACUUUUGCUGUGUGUGCGGGUUCCCGUCCAACUACACCUGCACUACUUGCGGGGGGCGCUAUUGCUGCAGCAAGUGCCUGAGCACCCACAGAGAGACCAGGUGUUUGAAGUGGACGCUGUAACGGAGCCGGAUGUUGUUGCCACGGAAACAGAUGGACACCUUGUGAAAGGAAUGUUUUGUGGACACUGGCAGCUGUUUGAUGCCACAGCCAUUGUGCGCCAAGUUGUCUACUAAUGCUGUGUAAAUGUGAUCGGACAAUACCUUUUUAAGGUAAAAAAUGUGUAAUAUUUAUAGGAUUUCAUCAUCAGUCUGCAUAUUUGUAUUAAUUGAAUUAUAUUGGAAAGCAAGUUUAUAGUAUGGAUGAACUAAUACAUCGACUCCAAUACUAUAUUACAUGAAAUACAUAUAGCCACAAUGUAUCUUCUGGGAGAGUCUUAGGCUCCAGCAUACCACGUGACCUUCCUGAGGAUAAGAGACAUAGAAAAUGGACGGUUGCUCAGAAAAGGUUGGCCAACUUUGGCCGCAUGCUCGGUCUAAUCCAGGAGUAUCCAAGCUUUUGCCACUAAAGACCACAUACUAAAAAAAUCAGCAUGCUGGGGGCCACUUUAAUAUUUUUUACAUGUUUUUUUUCUUUGUAAAAAGGCUAAAAUAUAUUUUUAUAUACUGUAUAUUUUAAGAAAAUAUACUUUGUUAUUAUUAUCAACAUUUCAGCGUUUUCCCCUCACCAUCAGCACUUUUGCAUGUUGAAAGGCAUGUGAAAGGGUCUGCUUCUAUGAAAUGGACAUUGAUAACUAAACAGCGUAGCAGUGUCGUUGAGUCAAUUCUGUUAUGACUUUUUUAAUUAUAUGUAGAACAGGUGAUUUUGGUAUUAAUUUAGGGAUCAUUUCUGAAAUAAAUAAUUUUUAUUUCUGAAUAAAAAUCAGCAUUUUAAAGGAAUUCGUUUUGGCAUUGAUAUGUUGAAACCCAUCACCCAACUCACCUGGAUGGCCUCUUUUUGGACUAGCGCAAUUUGGUAAACCUAGUGAAAGACUGAA